GGCGUCCAGCCUGCAUUUCAGGCCGCAUCACUUCUGCCGACUCCGGAAAUUAAAACAAAAUAUUAAAUGGCCGAGCAGGAAAAAUGGGCAAUAAAGUGUCCGCUGAGACCCCCGUCACUCCGGCAGCCCCCGCCGUGGAGGUUGAUAAAAAUCCCGGCUCCAUGGAGGACCUUCACAAGAAGUGCAAAGAUGUUUUCCCGAUGGCGUUCGAAGGAUAUAAAUUUCUAGUGAAUAAAGGACUUUCUCAACAUUUUCAGGUCUCACAUACUCUCACACUCAGCAACACAGCUCCCAGCGGGUAUAGGUUUGGAGCAACUUAUGUUGGAGCAUCUCGUGUUAUAUCCCCCCAGGAAGCGUAUCCUAUACUACUCGGAGAUAUUGAUAUGGCAGGAAACCUCCAGGCUCACAUUAUUGACGCUCCAACAAAAAAUAUCAGGUGUAAGAUGAUUGCCCAGAUUCAGCAGUCUAAAUGGCAGGGUUGUCAGCUAACAGCAGAUUAUAAAGGAGCAGAUUAUACAGCUAAUCUAACUCUAGCAAAUCCCGAUUUGAUCUCUGGAACCGGUGUCGGAGUUCUACAAUACCUUCAGACGGUCACCAGUAAUAUUUCUCUGGGAGCUGAGCUUGUUUAUCAAUCUAGUCCUCAACUACCAGGAGGCCAUAUUGCUGCUCUAUCAUUGGCCGGCAGAUAUUCAGGUCCAGAUUAUUGUUUAGCCUCUACCUUAUCUAACAGUGGAGCCAUUCACGCUUCAUUCUGGCAGAAAUGUAGUGAGGAUUUACAGGUUGGGACUGAAAUUGAAGCUAAUUUGAAAAUGGCCGAGACUGUUGGAUCCUUGGCUUACCAGGUUGAGAUUCCCCGGGCUGGCCUUGUAUUCCGAGGAGCCCUGGACUCCAACUGGAAUGUUAAAGGAGUUCUGGAGAAAAAACUUUUACCUCUUCCUCUUACACUCUCACUCUGUGGACUUCUUAAUCAUCCAAAGCAGAGUUUUCAAAUGGGUGCUGGGCUUAUUAUGGGAUAGUUUAUAUUCUCAUAUAUAUACAUCCUUACACAUUCUUCCAGGCUAGCUGGAGUCCAACACUCAACAUUCAUAACUCCCCCCAGCUAGUUCUCAUAUUUAGUCCAGAGAAAAUUUGUGAUCAGUAUCUAGAAUUUAUAUCAAGAUCUAAACCUAAACUGUUAAAAAAAUCCUAACAUUUUGUUAAUAAUAACGAACGUGUUGAAAGCAUUUUGAAAUAACGAAUUUUUUGUUCGAAAAAUUGCUAUUAGAACAAACUAGAGCUAUUUCUAUAAUGUUGUUAAUAAUUUCGAGAAAAAAAAAAUCCAUAAUACCUUUGGUUGUUCGAUAUUACUUGCAAAAUGUAAAGGACCUUUAGGCUGACCUGAGUCUUCAUUGUAUUCAUUCUGAACUUGUAAUACACUCCAUUCUCAUCAUCCUCAGUCAAAACUCAAAAUAGGAAAAUUAUUCAAUGAUAAAUUGAAAAAUUAGUAAAAACUGGAGAGUAAAUGAUAUUCACGACAUUGUAUUGUUUGUCAGUCAAAUACUCAUGUUCAUCGCAUUUUUCUUUUUAUAAACAUAUUGUCUAGUCAGGCAGUCCCCUUUUGUUAUAUCUGUAACAAGCAUAUUGGGCUUGGAUUCAGGCAUUUUUUAUUUUCUAGA
This is a messenger RNA of Eurytemora carolleeae, 1655 nucleotides long. RefSeq names its product mitochondrial import receptor subunit TOM40 homolog 1-like. The transcript is spliced from 9 exons. The record is from RefSeq and is a predicted model, not a curated record. Gene Ontology annotation, biological process: protein import into mitochondrial matrix. Lineage: Eukaryota; Metazoa; Arthropoda; Copepoda; Calanoida; Temoridae. Gene Ontology annotation, molecular function: transmembrane protein transporter activity. Gene Ontology annotation, cellular component: mitochondrial outer membrane; mitochondrial outer membrane translocase complex. Bases 84 to 1016 code for a protein of 310 amino acids.